Messenger RNA from Neodiprion virginianus, 10010 nucleotides. RefSeq lists its product as uncharacterized. The record is from RefSeq and is a predicted model, not a curated record. The transcript is spliced from 11 exons. Bases 1828 to 9630 code for a protein of 2600 amino acids. NCBI's taxonomy places the organism in Eukaryota, Metazoa, Arthropoda, Insecta, Hymenoptera, Diprionidae.
UUUGACGGCAAAACCAGAAUUAAUCGUCAUGCCGAUUCGCGUUUUAGAUAUAAGUUGAGAAUCGAUUCACUGGUUCAGAACCACUGUAAAGAUAAUUGAUAAUUGAUAGUGUAAAUAUGUGCGGUAGCGUGAAUAAUCUGAUAUGACUAAACAUAUCGAAGAAACUGCAGAGUUUGUUUCAAUUUAUUUUUGUAAAUACUGUAUAUUUGGGAAACUUACGUUAACCGGAACUUGCCACACGUCCUAUGUUGAAAUGACUUCUCUAAUCGUAUCGGUUGAAACGAAUAAAACUAUUCUUGGAAGCAUGUACAGUACUUAUAUAGUUAUCGCUUUAAUUUUUGUCAUUUUACCUAUUCACUAAAUAGUUUUUGUAUAUUAUUUAUAGAUUCUAUCAGUGAUUGUCGCUGCAUAUGAAAUUGAUUAGAGGAUACUUUUUUUUGCAUAGACUUUGGCGAAUAAAAUUUCAAUCAAAUCCGUUGACUGAAGAUUCCUGCGUCAUUGCCGAAACUAAAACAUGAAAUAGGAAAAAGUACCUAAUCGUUAAAAGUUUUGAAUCACUAAUGCAACUAUAUUCAAGUUAAAGCGGUAUAAAGUGCAAUUAGAACAAAAUCACAAGUACUAAAAACGUCUACUGAAUCGGUGAAUUGAUUGAACAAUUGUACGCAAUUGCAAACACAGCCGCAUUCUGGUCAACGGUUAGAAUCUUGAAAUAACUUUUAUAUUUUCGACAAAAUUACUGAAAGAAUUACCUUCGGUUAAAAAUUGCUAAUUGAAUUCUAUAUUUAUACAGAAAUCAGUGAGAAAAAUUAUAUUUCGGCGGAACUGUCAUUGAAUAAACGGGCAGCGCACAAAGAUUUGACGUGUGGUUAAAAUUGGCGGUUAAUCAUGGCUGCUUUUGGGGUUUUGAUUGUAGGGGUCCCUAGAUUUCCACUAGAAUUCAUAGAACUUAUAGACUUCCGCGUGUCAGGUGAAAUUCCCUAGACUGAAUAGUGGAAUCUUACGUUGGCUACCAUGAUUUCGACAAUUAUUUUCGAUAACUCGGAACACCGAACGACCCAGAAACACUUGAAUAUUUUCGCGGCGUACAGUCUUGGACUGAGAUGCUAAAGUAUUUCGACCAUAAUUUUAGGUAAUCUGAACACUUGAGGAAGAUUUUUCGAAUUCGCGUAUAACUACUCUUCCAGGCCUCAUCGCACUGCGUAUGAAGUCGAUUGGUAAUCCAACACAUCACUAAAAGCAACAUAGUUAGGCUAUAAAUAUUGACCCUAAAUUUGGUACACACGUGGUGGAGAAGGACGCUUGACGAACGAGCCGUGAGGAAUUCUUUCAUUCCCCUCGGCCAAAUUUCCCAGAAGAAAUUUUUCUCAUGGCAAAUAAACUGCGUAAGAGAUAUACACCAACAUUUGAUGUGAAAUAAAUCUUAGCAGAUUGGUCAACUAAGUCAUUCAACUGCCGAACCAAGGUAUUGAUACAAGCAAGGUUUCGUAGGAGUUAUCUUUCCUUCAGGAACAACACUGGGGCUAUAGAGGUCGUUAACAAUAACGUGGACCAAACCACAUCAAAAAGCUGGAAAAAAAGUAAUUGUUGGACUUAACUGCAACAAAAGAAGAUUAUACAAAAAUGAAUGAUAGAGCCUGAAGAAAUGCUGAAUGGUGCUGACGAUCACCCGAAUCUUGAAGGUUGAAAGGCCAUAUUAUAAGGAUUAUAAUUUUAUUAUUAUAAGGAAACAUUUAGAAUAUCAAGGACAACAGAGAUAUGCAAUAUUGAAGCUUUAUGGAACGUAGAUCUUGAUUAAGUUAGCUCUGAAUUGACUCAACAUUAGAGAACAUGGCACCAGUCAAGAAACAAAAGCAACAACUUCACCAACUUAAACAAGAAACUGAAUCAGAUAUGAAGGAGGUAAAUAAUAACUCUGCAGCUGGGUGUGAAAAAAUUAUUGCACUUCCGGCAUGGACACCACCAACAAUAUUUAAGUUGAAGAGUAAGGAGGAUGAAAAACAGGUUCAGAAAUUUUAUGCAGGCACAUCACAGCAGCAGACUUCAGUUUCAUUGGUAACUGCAAAGACACAUGACGAUGUAUGGACCUCAGCAACAGUGUUGAAAUUAGAUAAUCAGGAGGAUGAAAAACAUGUUCGGAGUUCUGAUGCAGGUACAUCACAGCAGCAAACUUCAAUUUCAUCCGUAUCUAUAAAGAAACGUGAUGAUCUUUCAAGUGGAAAUGCACAAUUGGAUAUACCGACUCCAAAAUCUAGAACAAGAAAUAGUCUGCCAAAAAGAUUAAUUGCAUCACAGCCAUCGGUGAUAGAUAGUGAAUCACCAAAUGAAGCUACAAAUAUCACUACCGAUUCGAUAUUAAAGUUUAUUAAGCCUCCACCCGAAUGCAGCUAUAUCACACGCAGCCUUCUUAAAAAAUUGAAAGCAUCGAAACUUAGAAAUGUGAACAAUGAUGAUUCGGAGAUCAACAUUAAAGGUACGCCAACUGUCACUUCAGCGAAAACUCAUUCAGUACCUGAGGUAGCAAAAGAGAAAACUAAAUGUACAUAUAUGUGUGGAGAAAAGCUGGCGAAAAAAUCACGAAAAUCAAAGUCAGUAGGGACAAGUUCUAAUGCUUCAGCUGACUCAAAAGAUUUCAACUUUACUAGUUUAAAAGUAAUGGAUUCAACACCAGAAAUGGGGAAGUUAAACUCCAAAUGUAAUCGCAACUGGAAGGACCUAACAUCAUGGAGGAAAUCACAAAAACUGCAGCCAAGUGAUAAUCUUGAUACAGCAAAUGAUGAUACAUUUAUAGCAUCUCAAGUGGGAAAUAAUUCCAUGUCAAAGACUGCAGUAUGCAAAACUACUUGUACACGUGAAUGUAGAGAAAAACUUUAUGAUCAUUGUGACGACUCAUUAUCAGACAGUACAAACAAAGUAGACUCAAUAUCGACAUCUAUGAAGUCACAAAUUGAAUUUAUGUAUGAAGAAACCGAUAAAUUGCAAGGCAAUCUUGUGCAAUCUGAAAUAGUGAAUAUAAGUAUUACUCCGGAACCUGAAGCUAAAAUAAACGUUUCAAAGCGAAAGACAGUGAAACGUAGAUCUAUAAAGGUGAUUGACAAACUAAAGAGCUCUGGCACAUUGAUGGUGAAUAAAAAUUCUUCAGUUCGCUCUGUAGAUUUAUCAUCCACCAGUUGCACAGAAUCAGAUUCAACACCCCAUGUCCCGACGGAGAAAGUCAAAUGUACACGUCAACCAAAAAAUAGAGUACAAAAAGAUCUUAUAAAGACAAAUCAAUUAAAAAGGCCUAGUAUUCUCACAUGCAAAGUUGAAAAUAAUUAUCCACCAACUAGAAUUAUAACUGAUUCAACAUCAGAGACAUCGAAGUCUGAAACAGUGAUGACCGAAUGUUUACCAAAGCCUGUAGUCAGUUCUGAAAAAAUGCUGAUGUCGUCAAACCAAGAAGAGAUGGGCAAAGUUGAAAACACGUAUCCAGCAACCGGAACUAUAACUGAUUCAACAUCAGAGACAUCUAUGUCAGAAAUAGUAAUGGCUGAAUAUUUAGCAAAGCCUGUAGUCAAACGUAAAAUGCGGAUGUCAUCGAACCAAGAAGAGACAGGCAAAGUUGAAAAUAUGUAUCCAGCAACUGGAACUAUAACUGAUUCAAUAUCAGAGACAUCAAAGUCAAAAAUAGUGAUGUUUGAAUGUUUAUCAAAGCCUGUAGUCGAAUAUCAAAAAAUGCAGAUGUCCUCAAACAAAGAGGAGAUGGUCGAUACGCAUGUUGUUAAGGAUUCGGUGUCUACAAAAAUGCCAAAGCCAAAUAUUCAAAUGACACAUGAAUGUCGAGCAGCCAAGGCACAGACGAAUUCUCAGACUCCUGAAACAAAUGACAAGGCUUUGAGUGAAAUCGUGUUUACACCGUCGAAGCACAGUACAAAUAUUGGUAUAGCAAUAAACCCAAGUAAAUCGAAAAGUACACGAACCCGGAAAUGGAUCAGAGUACACAAGAACUUGAUGAAUUCGACAGUCGAAGGGAUGGAAUAUCACCCUGUAAUUAAGAACAAGGGUUCUGUUUGUGAGUCAAAUAAAAAAAAAUAUUCAGCCGAACUUAAUACGAAAGAUUUAGAUAAGGAUGAAUGUAUAUUCACUAAAUGUAAAGAACGACUAAAUUCAAUUUCCGAUGUAGUAAAAAAUGAGGAUCUAUUACAUUCAAAUUUGUACCAACCAAGAGUUUUACUCCGUGACAUCGCUUACGACAAGGAAUUGCCACAAAAACAAAGGGACAUAUUAUUAAAAAAAAACACAUCGCGAGACGUCACCGCUACUCUGAGUACCAAACAGUGGAUCAAAUGUAAUACUUCUGAAGUUUUUUCUGAGUCUUGUAGUGAAAAUGAUCAAUCACUUACAUCUUCAAAUACCGAUUUGAUAGCCCAUAGGCAUAAAUGUCCGAAUCUUCAUGAACAACAACUGCACACCCCAUUUCUAUUGAUGAACCCUGGACCAAUCGAGCCUGUACGUGGUACAAACAGUAGUAGCACAGUAAGUGAUGCAGAUGGUCUGUCUUCAUUGAUUGAAUAUCCCCUAAAAGGACAAAAAUUUUCUGAUGCGACUGGAUUACCUUUAGAACCAUGCAGCCCCACUAAGAUACAUAAUAUUGAAAAAAACCUAACGGAACCUAUUGUGACUGAUCAAGAAAAUAAUCUAACCGAAGCACUUUUUAAAAAAGGGGAUUUGGAAUUCCCGUUGGACUUGCGUGUCAAUGCUUCCAUAACUUCUGCGACGAAUGAAUCAGAAUUUUUACCAUGCAACGAUAACUCAGUUAAAUUAGAUACCUCUGACUUCAAUUUAACAAAUAAUAGUGAUGAAUGCAACAAUGAAAAGCUAAUGCCUUGCCAUUCAAUUCUACAGGUCGCAGAAAGUAUUCAAGUAAGAUGUACCGACUCAAUAUGUAAUCCAAAUCGAACGCCUGUAAAGUCUGAGAAAUUGAAUUCCUCAAAUGGUCUGUCAUUAAAAGUAUCGAUACCAAUAUAUUUUACAGACACAAAUUCUGGGCAGGUGGUCAAACUUUUCAAGCAAGAAAAAUUGGCACCAGUUAACAAAAGUGAAACUCAUAGUUCUCUCAAAUUGUUAGAAAUCCAAGGAGUAAAAAAAAGUCAAGAGACUAAGGAGAUAAUUUUGGGUGAAAAAUGUAACGUACCAUUCGACUUGAUAGAAGAUCCCAAAUCAGCAGGUGCAGACAAUAAUUAUGACAAUAUUGGGUUAACAACAACAUUAGACCUAAUCAACAUAGAAGAUGAUAACAGAAGCUGUUUUGCAGAAACACUGAAAAACUGCAGCACCGAUAUUUUCUCUGUACCAACAGUAGCAGAACGGCCUAUACAUCAAUCAACACCUAUUGGAAAAAAACGGCCCAAAAUUGUCAGUGACGAGAUUCUCCCCAAAGAUACAAUAACAUUUCCUUGUAGCAAAGAUGUGUCACUAGAAUUAUUUAAAUCUGACACUAACGACAGAAUGCAUCAGAAUGACGUGGACGAUGUUGGCAAAAAUCAAGAUUGGCUAAUGGCAUUUAACAGUCAUUCAGCAGAACAGGAUGACAAAAAUAAUAUAAAGUCAGAACAUAGUUGGGGGAAGAGAGAUACAGACCAAAUUCCUAUCACGGGUGCACAACCUUUUGAUCCCUCUAAGUUAUUGACUUAUUAUUGUCCUGAGUUAGCUACAUUUUAUUCCAUCAAUGAUUCUACCAAGAAUAACCAGAGCGAAAUUACAUUACCAGAUCCUGAUGUCUUUAACGACAAUAGCAGACCGAAUCACAAUGCUCUGUCAGUGCCAAAUAUAGUGGAAACUGAAACAAACGCGGGCAACACUGACCUAUCGCUAAAAGAUGAUGUUGGUAUAUCUAAAGGUAAAACCGAACUUGGGAAUGCUUUCGGGGGUGUCGUUGCUUCGAGAGUUUAUUAUGUUGAUAAUAAAAUGGAUACGGAAUCGUCUGAAAUAAUCGAUACUGAGUCAACAAGCAAGCCAUCUCCACUUAUUGCUGAACUAACUAUCGCUAACUUGAGAAAUUUUACAAACAUCUCGAAUACUACGGCUGAGUCUGAACGCACCUGGUGCGUUGAAACACAUCAGUAUUAUACGUCGCAUAAAGAUGAAAAACGCAAAAAACUUCCGAACAUUAAUGAAGUACCAGACAAUCGUAAUGAUUUAAGCGAGGCUACGAAAUCAGAGCUAGAAAAUCAAACUCAAUCUCUUCCGAUGAAAAUGAAACAGCGGAAACGGAAAUGGAUAAGUGAUAAUAGUAAUAAAGCUCAGGAUCCUGCACCAUUGAGUGGGAAAAGAAUACAACUGAAGAGACACAGAUGGAGCGUCAGUGGUCCGGGAGAUCUUGAAAGUACGAUGAAUUACCCAAAAUCAAACUCAGCUAAAUCAAAUACUUCUAUUGUUUCUACCGGUUCAAGCACUGUUGCGCAAAAUAAACAGUCAUCUAAGAACGGCAGUCCAAUAAAAAAAUUUGUUGUUCCUACAAACGACGAAACUCAACAGCUGGAGCUAAAAACUGAAAAUUUACUGCCAAAUAUGAAUAUUCUUCCUACCUCUUUUGGCAAAACUAAUAUUGAUAAUAAUUCUGAAUCAUCUAAAUAUAGUUUUUGUGAAGACAAUAUUUUACCAAAGUGGCCUUCGACAUCCCCAAAAGAUACUGAGGGUUUUAAUUGCAAUAGUGACUUUAACAAGAAUGGAAAUUUAAAAAAAUUUAACUUUAAUUCAGUAUCAGCAAGCCCAUUGUCUUCUCAAAAUUCGGUACUGAAUAUUCAGGAGUCUGAUAGGUCUACUCUGACAAAAGAAAUAAUUGGCCAAAACCUGGGAAAAAGUGACAUAGGACUUGAUAAAGGUCAGUCGACAAAUGAAAGCGCAAAAGGAGAUUUGGACUAUGAAUAUGACGAUUGCAUUUCUUUAUUCGCAGAAUCUAUAGUGAUAACAAAUGUUGAUCAGAGCAUAAAUUUCAUGAAUGGUGCCAAGACGUCACCUUGUAAAACCCAAAAUUCAUCAGAAAGAUCAUACGAAGAUAUAAAAGACUUUGCUACCUAUUAUAACAAAAAUCUAGAAGAGUGCAAUGCAGCCUACGAAUUCGGUUAUGAAACUGAAAGGAAUGGCUAUACUACUUCGAACAUUAUAAUACCGUCUGACACUAAAAAUAGCAAUAAUUGCUUGAAUUUUAAUAAUAAUUUAUCGAAUACGAUUCCAGUGCCUCAGGUGAACACACAAUAUUCUGAAACCGAAUUUUCCUCAGCAAUAAAUCCCCCUAUAUCAAAUCUUAAUAGUUCGUCAAGUAUGAGAGGUAGACUUGGCAUUAGACAAGAAACACAAAACGCAGUCUCUACUUUUACAUCAAGAAUCUUCUGGAGGCAUUGCUUUCACAUUCUAAGGUUCGGUUACUGUAAGAGAAAGCAUUGCCAUUUUAUACAUAAUCUGACACCAAGUCUACAGAAGCUUGAUCAGAAAGAUCUGGACUAUAUCGUCGAAGUAAUAGCUUAUUCCAACAUCAAUGGUUUCACACAUCUGAUCAAAAAUGUAUACCAUCAAGUUGUUACUCAAAUGGAUGCUCGUAAUAUCAUUGAAUUGUUCCAUAAAUUAUACUGUAAAAGACAACUUAACGAGCACCUCGUAAACUGUACAGUACAUGCUUUGAUCUCAACUGGAAUGUCUUUGCGGAAUAUUUUUAGUAAUAUGGCAUUACUGCUUGAUGAAAAUGACAUCGGUCUAAUAGAAUAUCUUAUAGAAUUUAUCGGUGAGAUGACCCAGCCAGGCACCUACUGGGAUACAUUUCGCGAUUUCCUGAUCAAAAUACCCCCUUCGAGGAGAAGAAUCGCCAGAGUGAUACAUGAAUUGGUCGAUAUCAAUAAGGAUAAAUCACAUAUUGAAGAUGUGUACAGAAACUUUAUAAACAAACUUAGUCUGAAUCAAGUAUCAAUGAUAAAUAUCAAUCUUAGAAACCGGCUCAAUUCCAUACUCAUGAAAAAUGAUAUCAUUCACAAAAACAUUCAAUAUUCCUAUACUCCACUUUCUACUCAAAAUGACAGCUCAAAUCUUAUGUUGGAAACUAACGUCGGUAGAGACAUUAAUAAAGAACUAAUUGAGAUACCUGGCAUACACUCACCGGAUAGUACACAAUAUAGCGACAGUGGAUUACUAUUAUCUCGAACGAGCCAGCGAUCUAGCUUACAAGGACCUGCUAACACACCGUCCUUGUUCAUAAGUCGAGAUGAUAGCCCAAGAAGUAUGGCAGCUGAUCCAAACGUUUUUAACCAGAAAAGGAAUACUGGAAUACGAAGCAAUCCUCUAGUUACAAAGUUCUCAGCCACCUCAAGUAGCAGAACAUCUGAAGCUGAAGCUGAAGCUGCUGAUUUAACCAGUGAUUCCUACAAGGUCCACCUUAUAGAAAAUUUGAAAGAGCCACAGUCAGUGUACAGAAACCGUCACUGGCAGUUUCACCUUGAUAUGACCAUUGUAAAAGAAUCGUUGAAGCACCAAGAUUACGAAGGGGUUCUAAAAAUCCUCAACAAAUAUUCAGAUGUGGUGGAAAAAACACUCUUCACUACAAGCUGUUACAGGAUGUUACACAAAAACGUGAUUAUGUCAGCGUAUCAUAUGAAGAAUAUGAUAAAGUUGUCAGUCCGGAUGGGGGUCAAUAAAUCCCUGAGUCAAACGUUAUUCUACUUGGGAAUGUACACGAUGAUCGAGUUGUGCGAUGCUGGUGCAUGGGUAAUUGCGUACAGUUUAUUCAAGCCCUUGCAAGCCACUGGCUUAAUGGAAAAUAUUGCCGAAUAUGCACUGAUAUCUGCUGAAAUCUGUAUAGCUAACGGACGUCCGUUGAAGGCUUUCACCAUAUUGAAACAAAGCAACAUGUUUUGUACAAAUCCAAGCAAGUGGCUCGUUACUAGCAAUCCAAAUGACGAACGUGUUAGAGUCAUGAUAAUAAAUCUGUUGUUAGAUGUUUUGUGUCAGGAGUUGCCUGAGCAGGCAUUUUAUAUUUUCACUUACCUGCUUGGAGAUCAAAGUCGUAUUUAUCAUCCCAUAGAUCUUACUGCAUAUACAGAUAAUCUUGUGACCGGUAUUCUAAAUGGAAAGUGUAAUGACUUAGUGCCAGAAAUAGCAAAAAUAAUUAUCGAAAAUAACUUCUCGCUGAGCAAUUCAGUGUUCCAAUCUCUAGUUAUAAACUUAUUUAAGAAGGAUUUGAAACGAUGUAAACAGCUUUAUCGUUAUGGCACAUGGCUUGGAGUGUAUCCGAUAGUGGGGUUGACAGUUCCCCUCCGCAUAUUAAUAAAGACAAAUUGGAUGAGAGAAGAAAUAUAUUUGGCAGUUUUAAACUUCUUAGAGACACUAUCUGUGGAGGUAGGACAUGCCGUUGAUCAAAUUCGUCCUCAUCAAUUUUCAAUACAUUUAGUUUUUGAGCUCGCCCCAUUUAAACAGCAGCUGCCUGACAAUGAAGAUCAGAUUUGUAACAGCGAUGAACUGAAAAUGAGUAAAAAGCUCAUGAAAACUGUUUUACAAGAAGAAUUCUAUCCCCCGUUAAAAACAGGGUGUAAGGAGAGAGAAAGACUCAUGAAAUUACAAAGUCGUACAGUUGUCAACUACUUGAAAUGUAUGAGUGCACUACAGUGACCUGUUCUGCAUUUGGAUUUGUUUCUAGGAGUCAAUCGAACCUUGAGUUCAGUAUGAAACUGAACCAUUGUGUUCAAGCAUUGAAUGUAUAUUAAAUUGUUUGGAUACAGUUUUUUCCAACAAUAAUUCACUAGAAAAUAAUUGAAGAAACCGCUGCUUUCUUGGAACAUAAUCAUUUAUUUAGAUUUACUCUACAUGUGUUUUAUAAUUGACGGGUUGAAAUUCUUAAAAGUACUUCAGAUGCUAUACAAUCAUUUUUAUUUUUGUUUAUAUGUCUUUCUGUGAUACUGUAUUCAUUAAAUUUAAUCCGCAAUUUUUUAUGAAAUGUAUGAAUCACUGUUAUAGUUUAUUUUAAUCUAGUUUUCAAUAAUUAUAGACUU